Molecule: messenger RNA, 1197 nt
Organism: Phytophthora sojae
Lineage: Eukaryota; Oomycota; Peronosporomycetes; Peronosporales; Peronosporaceae
Exons: 4
Coding region: 1-1197 (398 amino acids)
Source: RefSeq, a predicted model, not a curated record
AUGAGCGUCAAGGUCAAGCAGGAGUGGGGCAAGCAGCGCGCCGUGUGGAGCGUCUCGGAGGAGCAGGUGCUCAUGGACCUCGUAGACAAGGCGCGCCACGACCCGGAGAUGCGCACCAAGAAGGGCCUCAAGCCGCGCGGCUGGGACGCCGUCGCUGAGGAGGUCAACCGCCGCUGCAACAGCACCUUUAACGUUGACCAGCUCAAGUCCAAGUGCAACCGCCUGGUCAUGGACUACGAGCUGUUCGAGUACGUGGGAGGCGAGCGCUCGUUGACCGAUGCAGAAUGGGACAAAGUCAUCGAGGACAUGCCCGAGAACGAGAAGCGGCUGACCCAGUUCAAGGAGCUAGGCUUCCCUCAUGCCGACGUCUGCCGCCGCAUCUCCAAGUCCAAGGAGGAGCUGCCGGAGCCCCGGCCUUGGGCCUCUUCGGUGUUGACCUCGAAACGGCCCAGUCCGCCGGACGAGGACGACCUGCCGGAAGCCAAGAAGACUCGCACUGAUGUGGCUGAUAAGAUGGAGACUGGUGACUGGGGUCCGCGAGAGGAGAAGCUGCUGAUGUUCCUGUGCUGGAGAGCUAAGACGGACAAGAAAAAGCUUGCUGAGGAAGGCACCGAGCCGUGGCUUGAAGUGACCAACGAGCUCAACAAGCACAGCAAGGCCAACUUCGACGAGGAGCAAGUAAAGACCAAGUACUUGCAGGUGAUGCAAGACUACGAGUAUUUCAAAUGCGCGACUGGAUUCACUGGGGCUGCUGGAACCGCUCCGAAGUACAAGAAGGACUGGGACCUGCUUAUGAAGGAGCGCCCGGAGCUUACGGAGGAGCUCGAGAAGCUGAAGAAAAAGGGCGGCUUCCCGUAUGCCGAAGUGUGCAGCCUGAUCAAAGGAGACAAGGCUGCCGACGAUAUCGAGCCUGCCGGUGUUACCGAGUACUUGGCGACGGGCUCUCUUCAGCACGUUAACUCCAGAAUUCUCCCGCAUCUUCUGCCAGCAGCGCCGAGUACCACGACGGCGCUGGAGCUGUCUGCCCAUGGGCCCAACCCAGCAGUCAACGCGGCGGCGGCAGCAGGUGCCACCCCUGCUGCGGCGCCGGCUGUCUUCACCCAGGAGCUCCACGACAAUAUGAACAUGUUCCUGAAGACAGCCACGGCGUACCUCGUGAUGCUCAUCGACGACCACAACAAGGGAAGCGGAGUUUAA